AUGGAGAACACCUACAGCAGAAAUCAGAAAGACAGAGACAGAAACAUAGAGAAGAAGAAGAAGAAGAAGAAGAAACAGGAGUGGAAAGCAGAGAGACAGAGAGAGAAGAUGAAGAAUAAGAAGAAGAAACAGGAAUGGAAAGCUCAUGAGGAUAUUUCUAUCAAGUUUCCACCCCGCGUACCUUCACCAAUAGCAUACCUUCCGUCCACAAUACUCGAUCUCUUCAAUCUAGGAUAUCAGCAACAGAGAUUCGAAUCCCCUCUCUUCCUUAGGAACCUACUGCAUAGAUUUGGUUUUUCUGGCCCGUGGGUGAAGCUGGUAGAACGUUGCUGGGCUAAUUGUUGGUUCUCGGUUCUGGUCAAUGGUGACAGUGCGGGUUUCUUCAAAUCAACAAGAGGUCUAGGCAAGGGCGAUCUAUUAUCUCCCAAUUUGUUUAUUUUGGCUGCUGAAGCUUUGAGCAGGGGAAUAUCAAAUCUGAUGGCCAGAGGCGACUACACCCCCUAUCAGCUUGGCAGGAGAUGUCCCCAGGUCUCGCAUUUAUUGUACGCCGAUGAUACGCUUUUAUUCCUUAAUGAGGGCCUGAAAUCGAUUAGGGCCAUGAAAAGUUUCCUCACUUCCUAUCAAAGGGCCUCUGGCCAGGAAGUUAAUGUAGUCAAGAGCAGCUUCCUUUGCUCGGGGCGCCUCUCAGCCCCUGGGCCCUCCUCCAUUCAACGGGCUCUUGGGAUCUCUAGGACAUCCUCUGACUUGCUUUAUCUGGGAGUUUUGGUUGGUGCAGGCAGGAGGAAAGCUGUAGAUUUCCAACAUUUGUUAGACAAGGUGGACUGCAGGAUCAGAGGAUGGCAGUCCAGAUGCCUCACUCAAGCCGGUAGGGCUGUGCUACAGCAAAACGUGCUGACUAGUAUCCCGGUGCACACGUUGGCAGCAGUCCAGGUUCCUUGUGGUGUGCUAAAGGACUUGGAAAGAAGGUUUUCUGAUUUCUUUUGGGGCUGGAAUGAAGGCAAGAAAAAGCUGCACUGGAGAAGCUGGUCACACAUUACGACUCCCAAAUCGGAAGGAGGGUUGAGCAUCAGGAAUUUGACAGAGGUCAUGGUUGCGCUAGGACUUAAACUUGUUUAG
Magnolia sinica is the source of this 1116-nucleotide messenger RNA. RefSeq lists its product as uncharacterized. The record is from RefSeq and is a predicted model, not a curated record. The transcript is spliced from 4 exons. The coding region runs from base 1 to 1116 and encodes 371 amino acids. Lineage: Eukaryota; Viridiplantae; Streptophyta; Magnoliopsida; Magnoliales; Magnoliaceae.